Marasmius oreades (fairy-ring Marasmius) is the source of this 1515-nucleotide messenger RNA. RefSeq lists its product as uncharacterized. Bases 1 to 1515 code for a protein of 504 amino acids. The record is from RefSeq and is a predicted model, not a curated record. NCBI's taxonomy places the organism in Eukaryota, Fungi, Basidiomycota, Agaricomycetes, Agaricales, Marasmiaceae. The transcript is spliced from 12 exons. Gene Ontology annotation, molecular function: heme binding; monooxygenase activity; iron ion binding.
AUGUUGUCGAUUCCUCUCAGUGUUUUCCUCUGCGGGUGUGUAUCCCUAUAUUUCUUAUCUGGAUACAUCCGCAAUAGGGAGCUGAACCGGAAGCUGGAUGCGAUUCCAACGAUCGGUACCAGAGGCCUAUGGCCGUUCGCUUCUAUACUACACGCAUACCGGUUCCUCGUGAACGCUCGGGAGAUGUUUCAAGAAGGGUAUGAUAAGUAUCGCGGGGGGAUAUUCAAAAUACACACGUUAACCAAAUGGAAAGUUGUCGUUACGAGUCAAAAACAGAUUGAAGAUAUUCGAAAGGCUCCGGAUGAUGUACUUGAUCCUAGGGAGGCGAACGUCGAGGCCCUGGAAAUGGAUUAUACGAUGGGAAGACCCCUUCAUGACGAUCCGUAUGAGCUACCUGUCAUCCGAGGCGUGUUGACUAGGAAUAUCUCAUCGCAGUUAACGGAAGUCCGAGAUGAGGUGUUGGUUGCUUUUGAGGAGUUGUUGCCUCCGAAGGAUGAUUGGGUAACGAUAUCCCUCAACCCAACGAUGCAAAUCAUAUUGAGUAGAGUAAACAAUCGGUUUUUCGUUGGGUUGCCAGUUUGUAGGAAUCAGGAGUUUAUCGACACGACUAUCAAAUUCGCCGUUGAAAUUCCACUUUAUGGGCAGUUUAUAGCUUUGUUUCCUGAUUUUUGCAAACCAAUCAUAGGCAACAUCUUCACGGGUCUUCACAGAAGUGUUAAGCGGGCGAGGAAACAUUUGCUUCCGAUCAUUCAAGAACGGGUUCAGAAAGAGGAAGAGUAUGGGACAACUGAGUGGCCUGGAAAACCGAAUGAUUUUCUGUCGUGGUUACUUGACGCGGCUUCGGGAGCAGGAGAUCGGAGGAAGGUGGAUAACCUCGUGAUGAGAGUGUUAGGCGUCAAUUUUGGGAUACAUACGACCGGUGGCACGUUGAGCAACGUCCUGAAUUACCUCACAUUAUAUCCCGAAUACAUCCCUGACCUCCGGGCAGAGAUUGAAGCUGUCAUUGAAGAGCAUGGAUGGACGAAGGUGGCUUUGGGGAGGAUGAAGAAGCUGGACAGUUUUAUCAAAGAGGUGCAGAGAAUUAAUCCCUCUUUUUCUUUUUCGGUGGAGAGAAAAGUCUUGAAGGACUUUACACUCUUCGAUGGGACGGUUAUACCUGCAGGAGUGACACUUGGCGUUCCGGUUUUGGCUGUUCAACACGAUGAAUCGGUAUUCCCUAAUGCAAAGGUAUUCAACGGAUUCAGGUUUGCAGAGAUGAGAGAGAGAGAGGACGAAAGUACGAAGCAUCAGAUGGUCACUUCUACUCCGGAUUUCUUCCUCUUCGGGAAUGGGCAUCAUGCGUGUCCCGGAAGGUUCUUUGCAGUUACAGAACUAAAGCUUAUCCUUUCCCAUAUUUUGUUGAAUUAUGAUAUCAAGGGGGAGACUGAAGGAGGAGCAAAGAUGAAGUGGUUUGCAUUUGUUGGGUUUCAGGAUAAUAAUGCCAAGUUUUCGUUUAGGAAGAGGCGUCGGGCGUGA